Messenger RNA from Hibiscus syriacus, 1800 nucleotides. RefSeq names its product MLO-like protein 3. Gene Ontology annotation, biological process: defense response. The coding region runs from base 1 to 1800 and encodes 599 amino acids. NCBI's taxonomy places the organism in Eukaryota, Viridiplantae, Streptophyta, Magnoliopsida, Malvales, Malvaceae. The record is from RefSeq and is a predicted model, not a curated record. Gene Ontology annotation, cellular component: membrane. The transcript is spliced from 14 exons.
AUGUCAAAUAAGGUUAUCGAUAAUCUUGUUUUGAAAGUUGAGCCAUCGAAGGGCGUGAUCAAGACUGUCAAUUCUAAAGAGGUUCCAAUUAUUGGAGUGGCAAGGAAGAUAGAGCUGCAGAUUGGUGACUGGAGCGACAAGGAGGAAUUUAGGGUGAUCCCAUUGGAUGACUUCGAUUUUUUCAUCGGGUUGGGUUUCCUUGACCGUGUGAAGGCUUUUAUUUUUCCGUUUGUCGAUGUCAUAUAUUUGGAAACUGCAUUGUAUUGGAAAGCAGGCAAGGGAAGUGUAGAAGAAAUAUCGAUAAUGGCGACUGAGAAUUCACUUAAUGGCUCUCUCGAACACACGCCAACAUGGGCUGUUGCCACCGUUUCCUUCGUUUUCAUCUCUCUUUCCAUUUCCAUAGACCACGGCAUCCGCCUCCUCUCCAAGUGGUUAAAGAGACGUCGAAAAUAUGCCUUGAACGAUGCGGUGGAGAGGCUGAAAACAGAGCUGAUGAUCAUGGGAUUCCUGGCGUUUCUAUUCACAUGGAGUCAAUCUCCAGUUUCUGAUCUAUGUGUACCGCCCAAUAUUGGAGACACCAUGCUUCCCUGCAGGAAGAAAACUCAAUCCAACGUUCAGCAUCUUGACGGCAACCACGAAAGGCAACUGGCUGGUGAAGAUCAGGCUGCAUUGGCUGAUCCUUGCAGUGCUAAAGGAAAGGUUUCACUCAUUACAUGGAAGGGAAUGGAGCAGCUGCAAGCAUUAGUUUUUGUUCUAGCAGUCAUGCAGAUUGUCUACGGUUUCCUCACCAUGGCUUUUGGAAGGGCCAAGACGAGGCGGUGGAAAGCAUGGGAGGAAGAAAUCAAAACGACAGAGUAUCAAAUCUCCCAUGAUCCUGGAAGGUUCAGAUUAGCAAGACAAACAACGUUUGCAAGGCGACAUGCUUCUUCUUGUUCUGAAACAUCACUUCAACUCUGGACUAAAUGUUUCUUCAGACAGUUCUUUAAUCCAGUAGCCAAAGUUGAUUAUCUCACCUUAAGACAUAGCUUUAUCUCGGCUCACUUGGCAGGAAGGAAUAGAAAUUUCAAUUUCCAGGGCUACAUAGAACGAUCCCUAGAUGAAGAUUUCAAGACUAUAGUGGCCAUCAGUCUGCUGAUGUGGCUUUUUGUUGUUAUUUUCAUGCUUGUUGAUGUACAUGGCUGGUACGUGUUCUUCUGGAUGUCUUUUCUUCCCCUACUGGUUCAAUUUGGAUUAGGGUCUUGUUAUCAUGAGCAUACUGCAGUGGUCGUCCUAAGGGUUUUAUUACCGAUCACAGUUCAAGUGAUUUGCAGCUAUACCACACUUCCUUUAUAUGCACUCGUUACACAGAUGGGUUCAGAAAUAAAGGGAUGUUUAGUAAGCGAUUCAAUAGCCAAAAUAAUGGAGCAAUGGCUUGCCGACGUUAGAGAGAAAAGGAAGAAACAUGAGCUUCUGGCGAGCCCUACUGCUUCUGUGCCCGUGGAGUUGAGCUUCAGGGUGGCUGGUCCAUCUGAAAUAUUCCCUUCUGUCGAGCUGCCUGGCCUUACAUCUAGUGAAAGGAAGGAUUUAUCCAACGGAAGUGGAACCGAUGAAGAAAACGACGAUCAAAUAGUGGAAGUAGAAGGUAAUGAUUUGUCCACCAGCGGUGAAAUUGAUGAAAACGACGACGGAAUAGUGGAAAUAGAAGGGAAGGGUUUAUCCAACGGCGGUGAAAUCAAUGUAGAAAAUGAUGACGACGGAAUUGUGGAAGUAGAAGCAACUUCCUCUUUAGACAGUGGAAGUAGAAGAAAGUUCAUCAUUUAA